UACCUAGGCAGAUCUCGUCGGGAAUACGGCAGAUCUAUUUUUCCUCGGCAUCCCUCUCAGCAUCGCAUUUCAUCACCCAAAUCUCCAAUAUCCAGAACAAUCUGCGCGCCACCAAGACUCAAAUCAAAUUAUAUCGCUUCAAUUGGACAGUCGGUUCUGUAUUCGUUAAGAUUCAGGCUUCAAACACGCCACUCCCUUGCGACAUCGAUAUACUCUCUUCCAUCUCCACGAAACUCUGAGCUUUUUCGCACCAACCAUCACGAGGGGCUUAAACGAGAUAUUCAGUUGAAUCGAUCACUUGUAAAUCGUCGCAAUGGGUUGGCUAUGGUCUUCAACACCUCCUAGCGAGGGCAAGUCAGCUGCACCAGCUAAAGAGACUCAUCCUGUCGCAUCACCAACAACCGCAACCGCAACCACAUCCACAACUUCGGAUCCUUCGACAACAGCCCCAUCCAAUUCCAAUACCGAUCCUGAAAUCCAAAAGUUCAUCGAUCUCUUUGAAGCUGAGAAGAACGCAAAACCCUCCACAACAGAAGACCAACAACAACAAAAUUCGUCUUCCAAACUACCAUCAUGGCUCACUCUCAAGAAAUCCACACGCUCAUCCACCCCUACACCCGCCGAUAUUCCUCCCCGUGACGCCCUCUCCGAAGCCCUGCUCCCAACAGACAUGUCCUGUCGUCAAGCCUUCGACCAAGCAUGGGCAUGCAACUCGAUGGGCGGACAGUUCAAUGCCGUGUAUCGCUACGGUGAGAUGAGAUCAUGCAGUGAGCAUUGGGAUGACUUCUGGUUCUGCAUGCGUACCAAGAGCUACUCUCCUGAGAUGCGGGAGAAGGCCAUCAGGGAUUAUUAUCGUGCGAAGGAGUUUACAAAGUAUGGCCCUGGGAAACCGAGUAGUGAAGAUGUCUGGGAGAGUAGAGAGGACAAAGUACCAGAAGGGACAGUAUUUGAUGAGCCUGUUGAGCCACGAAGUUGAUCAACUUGCUCUUGUAUUAAUAGAGAACUUCCAAUUUCCUAACCAAGUUCUGUAAUCAUUCUCUGUGGCAAAGAUUGCUACCCUUCCCUGAUAGUAAGUGAUCCGAAUCCUGCGGACCAUUCAGAGACUUCUCCGCGGCGUGGUUAAAAUAAACUUAGCAGAAGUCCCCUAAGCUUAGAUUAGAUUUACCUACACACUUUUAUCGCUUAGGGUCGAGGUCCUGAGUUUUCUU
Molecule: messenger RNA, 1208 nt
Organism: Fusarium verticillioides 7600
Lineage: Eukaryota; Fungi; Ascomycota; Sordariomycetes; Hypocreales; Nectriaceae
Exons: 1
Coding region: 314-976 (220 amino acids)
Source: RefSeq, a predicted model, not a curated record